AUGGGUCGUCCACGUGGAAAAUUAACUUUGAAACAAAUUCAAGAUAAAAGAGCUCGGAAAUUAGCUUUCAAUCAUAGAAGCAAGAGAUUGGCAAAAAAAGUUUCUAAAUUUUCUAACAAGUUUGGAGUUGAAGCUUGCUUGAUUGUAUAUGAUGGUUCUGGUGAAGGUAGACCAAUAACUAUGCCACAAGAUUCGACAAUUGUUCGGUCCAUGCUUGAAAACUAUGAGCAACAAAAGAUUGAGAGUAUAACUACAAAGAUCUUUGAUGUGAAGGACUAUUUUGCAAAUAAGAAGAAUAAGAUUGAAGGUGAGAUUUCCAAAGUGCAGAAAGAGAUUGUGAAGAACAAGUAUCCAACUUGGGAUCCAUGUUUCAUUAACAUGGAUGGUGAACAACUCAAAGCCUUCACUGCUAUUGUAAAUGCCAAGAUUGAAGCUUGUGAUCAAAGAAUUAGCAUGCUGAAAACUAUGCACCAAGGUGAUCAAACUAGUGCCUUGCAUGACACUCCUCAAAGGCAGCAUACCCUUCAUUACGGGAGUGCCCGUCUGGACGCUAGUAAUAAUAAUGACAAUAGAUUCUAA
Medicago truncatula (barrel medic) is the source of this 579-nucleotide messenger RNA. RefSeq lists its product as uncharacterized. NCBI's taxonomy places the organism in Eukaryota, Viridiplantae, Streptophyta, Magnoliopsida, Fabales, Fabaceae. The coding region runs from base 1 to 579 and encodes 192 amino acids. The record is from RefSeq and is a predicted model, not a curated record. The transcript has a single exon. Gene Ontology annotation, molecular function: DNA binding; protein dimerization activity.